AUAAACACGGAUACGAGAGAAAGAGAGCUCUUGUGUCCAAACCCUAGAUUUCAAGAUCGAUCUAUCUUCUUUCUCGUGAAGACACCGCUCUCUACUCGAUUCCUAUGAUUACUCUCUAGAUCCUUUUCAAUUUCCCCCCGAAAGGUUUCUCGAUUUUGAUCCCCCAAAUCGGAGCUUGGAGCUACCGGAUCUUAUGGAGUGAAGCCCGAUCAUCCGUUUCUUUGUUACAAGUUGUCGUUUUGUAGCUGCGAAGAUUCCUCGGAGAAGGAGAUUUGGAGACAUCACCGGCGCCAUUCUCAGCUCGGCGAUCACACGGACGUUCUCGUUCCUUGAAUCUGCAGGAACUUUUCCAGGAUUCGUUGAUUUGGAUUGAUUUUGCUACACGCGUGGAGUUUCCUUCUGUGAAGUCGAAUCAGCGAAGUAAAAAUUGAAUCUUUAGGGUUUUCUUAGUUUGUAUUUACCUUUUUGUUUUGGAAAUCAAAUCUCUGGCCUCGUUUUUUUUUUUUAAUAAUCCGGAGGCCUUGAUUAGGGUUUUCAAAAUCUAGUAGCUUUGUGUCAUGAUCUUUAUAAGAUAAGUAAUAGAUAUAUGUAUUUUUUUGCUUUUUAUAUCAGAUACAAAUUUUCAAUGGCAAUUUAUUACAAGUUUAAGAGUGCAAGGGAUUAUGAUACCAUUGCCAUGGAUGGUCCUUUUAUAUCCGUCGGUAUUCUCAAAGACAAAAUUUUCGAAACUAAGCAUUUGGGCACUGGUAAAGACCUUGAUAUUGUCGUCUCCAAUGCCCAAACUAACGAAGAGUAUCUGGAUGAAGCAAUGUUAAUCCCAAAGAAUACAUCUGUCCUUAUUCGUCGGGUUCCUGGACGUCCUCGCAUCACAGUUAUUACCACACAAGAGCCUAGAAUCCAGAAUAAAGUGGAAGACGUUCAGGCUGAAACCACCAAUUUUCCUGUUGCUGAUCCAUCUGCUGCUGAAUUUCCUGAAGAUGAGUAUGACGAGUUUGGGACUGAUCUUUAUUCCAUUCCUGAUACCCAAGAUGCCCAGCAUAUUAUUCCACGUCCUCAUCUUGCAACCGCAGACGACAAAGUAGAUGAAGAAAGCAAAAUUCAGGCGCUGAUUGACACUCCAGCACUUGACUGGCAACAACGACAAGGUCAAGAUACUUUUGGAGCUGGUAGAGGUUAUGGGAGGGGUAUGCCUGGAAGGAUGAAUGGACGUGGUUUUGGAAUGGAAAGGAAAACGCCACCUCCAGGUUAUGUGUGCCAUCGUUGCAAUAUCCCUGGACAUUUUAUUCAGCAUUGCCCCACAAAUGGAGACCCUAACUAUGAUGUUAAGAGAGUUAAGCCACCUACUGGUAUCCCCAAGUCCAUGUUGAUGGCGACCCCAGAUGGUUCUUAUUCCUUGCCAAGUGGCGCAGUUGCAGUUCUGAAACCAAAUGAGGAUGCUUUUGAGAAGGAAAUGGAGGGAUUGCCAUCAACAACACGUUCUGUAGGAGAACUUCCACCUGAGCUAAAAUGCCCAUUAUGCAAAGAAGUGAUGAAAGAUGCUGCGCUUACAAGCAAAUGUUGUUACAAGAGCUUCUGUGACAAGUGUAUCAGAGAUCACAUUAUUUCAAAGUCAAUGUGUGUUUGUGGAAGAUCAGAUGUACUUGCUGACGACCUUCUACCAAACAAGACCCUCAGGGAUACCAUAAACCGUAUUUUGGAAGCUGGAAACGAUAGCACUGAGAAUGUGGGCAGCGUUGGCCAUAUCCCAGAUUUGGAGUCUGCACGCUGUCCACCUCCCAAGGCUCUAUCUCCUACUACAUCUGUUGCAUCUAAAGGCGAGAAGAAACCAGUACUUAGUAACAAUAAUGAUGCUUCAACUUUAAAGGCGCCAAUGGAAGUUGCAGAGAUCACAAGUGCCCCUCGUGCAUCUGCAGAAGUGAAUGUAGAAAAGCCAGUUGAUGCAUGUGAAAGCACUCAAGGGUCCGUGAUUGUGAAAGAAGCAACAGUGUCAAAGUUGAAUACGCAAGCCCCCAAGGAAGAAAUGCAGCAGCAGGUUGCUGCUGGAGAGCCAGGAAAAAAGAAGAAAAAGAAACCAAGAGUGCCUGGGAAUGACAUGCAAUGGAAUCCUGUGCCAGAUCUAGCAGGCCCUGACUAUAUGAUGCAAAUGGGACCAGGUCCGCAGUACUUCAACGGCAUGCAACCUGGCUUCAAUGGCGUACAACCAGGCUUCAACGGUGUUCAACCUGGCUUCAAUGGCUUUCACCCUGGCUUCAAUGGAUUUGGAGGCCCGUUUCCAGGCGCAAUGCCUCCAUUUAUGGGUUACGGAUUAAACCCAAUGGACAUGGGAUUUGGUGGGGGUAUGAAUAUGAUGCAUCCAGAUCCAUUCAUGGCACAAGGAUUUGGGUUCCCUAAUAUACCACCACCCCAUAGGGACCUAGCUGAAAUGGGAAACCGAAUGAAUCUCCAACGUGCUAUGAUGGGCAGAGAUGAAGCCGAAGCCCGAAACGCUGAGAUGUUAAGAAAACGUGAAAACGAGAGACGACCUGAAGGUGGGAAGAUGUUUAGGGAUGGAGAGAAUAGCAGAAUGAUGAUGAACAACGGUACUUCAGCCUCUGCAUCAUCCAUCAACCCUAAUAAAUCUGUAUGUCUCCUUUUGUUUGACUCAUCUUCCCCUCUCGCUCUCUCUUUCUUCUUUUCUUUGUUCACCUGUGCUUCGCUCUCUCCCAUUUACUUUUGGUUAUAUGUUAUUAUUAUAUCAGAAAAUGGCUCCAAAUUCUCUUCCCUGAUUCCCUCAUUUUGCUUAUUUUGAAAACCCAAAAAAAAAAAAAAAAAAACUUGAAGAAAACUAGGGGAAAAUAUAUUGGUUUCUAACGUAAUUUUCUGAAAUAUAAAAUUGGGGUUUAUCAGAAACUAAGGGCUGUGAAUAAAAAGGAAAAGAAAUAGAAGGGUAGAUGGCUAAAAAGCCUAAAAUGCAAAAUAGUAGGCGUAGGAACCGAAAGGUGACGACGGUAACUGGGCUAUUGAGCCCAUUUCCUUUUUAUUUGUGGGCCGAAUUCAAUACAUAUUUUAUUAUAAUAAUUUGGGCUAACAAUUGUUUUACAGAGACAAGCACCUCCACCACCAAUCCACGAUUACGAUCGCCGGAGACGACCGGAGAAGAGACUAUCCCCAGAGCAUCCGCCUACGCGUAAAAACAUUUCCCCGUCUCGCGACUCCAAGAGAAAAUCCGAGCGUUAUCCUGAUGAACGAGAUCGGCAACGCGACCGUGAGAGGUCACGUCACCAAGACGUAGAUCGUGAACACGACCGUACUCGCGACCGUCGCGAUGAAGACAGAAGCCGAGAUCAUCGCCACCACCGUGGUGAAACCGAACGCAGCCAACAUCACCACCGCAAGAGAUCGGAACCGCCUUCAUCGGAGCCACCAGUCCCUGCUACUAAAGCAGAGAUCGAGAAUAAUCUUAAGUCUAGCGUAUUCGCUCGGAUAAGUUUUCCGGAGGAAGAAACAUCUUCUGGUAAACGAAGAAAGGUGCCUUCCUCUUCUUCUACUUCUGUUACGGAUCCAUCUGCUUCCGCCUCUGCCGCAGCCGCCGUGGGAACAUCAGUUCACCGACACAGUAGUCGGAAGGAAAUAGAAGUAGCAGAUUAUGAAUCUAGUGAUGAAGAUAGGCAUUUCAAGAGGAAGCCGUCAAGGUACGCGCGAUCACCACCGGUGGUGGUUAGUGAUGUGAGUGAAGAUAAACUCCGAUACUCAAAACGUGGAAAGGGGGAGAGAUCUCGAGCUUGACAUGGAUUUUCAAACAUGUUUUUUUUUUUUUUUGUAUAAUCAAAAACAGAGAAUGAGAAUCUUCUUGUUUUGCUGUAACGAACAAAGAGAGAGAGUUCUUUUGUCAUCGAAUUCUUUUUUAAUUUUUGUAGUGGAAUUCGAUUUCGUAACUACUUUAUUCUUAAUCUAUGAGACCAGCGAAUUUACAGUGAGAAAUUUAGUGUUUGUUUUGAC
Arabidopsis thaliana (thale cress) is the source of this 3978-nucleotide messenger RNA. Its product is annotated as DWNN domain, a CCHC-type zinc finger. Gene Ontology annotation, molecular function: zinc ion binding; ubiquitin protein ligase activity; nucleic acid binding. The record is from RefSeq and is marked reviewed. The transcript is spliced from 14 exons. Bases 587 to 2788 code for a protein of 733 amino acids. Gene Ontology annotation, cellular component: nucleus. NCBI's taxonomy places the organism in Eukaryota, Viridiplantae, Streptophyta, Magnoliopsida, Brassicales, Brassicaceae. Gene Ontology annotation, biological process: protein ubiquitination; mRNA processing.